This is a messenger RNA of Plectropomus leopardus (leopard coralgrouper), 2223 nucleotides long. The record is from RefSeq and is a predicted model, not a curated record. NCBI's taxonomy places the organism in Eukaryota, Metazoa, Chordata, Actinopteri, Perciformes, Serranidae.
GCCGGAGGAGAGGAGGAUGAAAACAGCUAUGAUGCAUUAAGGCCCCGCCUCCCCCCAGGAAUAUUUAAAUCACUGUUUCCACCAGUUGUGCAUUUCACUCAGUGUGCUUGGAUCUGCCCCAGCACACCCAGCACAGUAUAUCAUCGUAAACGGGAAAGCCUGCUCAACAUCCAAAUACAUGCAUACCAGGCCAAGACUCAUCUGACCCCACCACCACUCAGCUCCGGGCUGGAAAAAAAAAAAAGAAGAAAAGGAGGAAUACAAGGAAGAAACAGAUAAGAAGUAACAGAUUACAGCAGAAGCAGAGCAGUAGAAGAAGUCUCAGUGCUGGCUGGUGAAAAUGAUCCUGUGGGUCCCCUUGCUGAUGUUUCCUUGCUGGUCAGGUCUGAGUGGAGCUGCAGGAGAAAGCACAGGACUGGAGAGGAUAGAAAAAUGCGGCACCAGGUGUUCUCAGGGCCUUAAAUGCAAGACCAAGCCAGACAAUUGGUUUCCUCUUCCGUGUCAGAGCCCCGCUGAAGAUCUCAAACCCUCCUCCGUGUUCCGCAACAUCAGCCUCUCCACAGUCAUGAGCUGCGAGGGGAGGCAGAAGUGCUCGCUGCACCUCAGAAUCAAAGCUGCAUUACAGCUAACUGAGUCCAUCCAUGGUGUGUCCAUCUGCACCGCCUCCGCAGGGAUGAUGUCCAACUGCCAAAUCUUCAGCUUCUCAAGAGCAUCGAGAGAAAGAAUGUCUGGACUGCAGGUGGAAGUUGAGAAUGAUUGCACUGACAUUUCUCUGAGCCAACAUGUGCAAGUGACAGUGAAAACCGUGCCAAGCUACUGCGGCGUCACUUGGACAGGCACCUAUGACGCUCCAGCGUGCAUUAGUGAAGAUCUGCGAAGACAUGUCCCAGAAUGCAUCACGGGGAGGCUAUCAUAUGAUGUACACCCAGAGAGGAAGGAGCUGAAUGUUAGUGUGUCAGAAAUGCUGGAAGAUCAUGACUACCACCUCCGUCUAUGCCGUAAGGAUUUCAUCUGCGUUGGCACUGGAGCCUAUACUCUGAUAAAGAAGGCGGAACCCGUAAAGAGUGUUACUUUCUCGUACUCGCGACCUUUGCCCUGCCUCUGCAUCGAGGGGUGGUCAGCUGUGAUGGAUGCCCGCAGAGUCCAAACCUGCCCCUUCAAAGAUCGUCUGGAGGAGCUGUGGUUUGGAAUUAACUUUGACCCUCUGGAGGAGACACUUUCAUGGGAGCCCGACUGUCCGGUGACUGCUGUGGUUGCGUUGUGUCAGAAAAGAGAGGACGGCGCCUGUGUGGAUCUGCCUCAUGCCUCACAAAACGUGAGCAGAGAAAAGAUAACAUUUACCAGAGUGGAUCCACAACCUCAACUGUGCAUGAAGUUCACUGCAGGUUUCCAAUCCUGGACCAGGUGUCCUUUUGCUGAUUACAGAUUCCAAGUGUGGGAGCUGGCUGUGACGAGACAACAAGGUCAAGAUGAUGUGAAGAUGUUGUCCCAGAUCACUGCAACGUUUUCUGUGGAGCUUUGUGUGAAGUCUGACCGGUCUACCAUGUGCCAGAUCAACGAAACACACACCAUGCAUGUGGAAAAACAUAAAGCUGCUGGUUUAAACCUGACAGGGGAACUAUGCAACUCUUGUGUCCAGGUGAAGAGGCUCGAUGUGAAAUAUGCUGUCACAGUCAUUCACUGUUUUGAACAAUGCCAUCAAUCAUUGCCCGUCAGACCUGUCAUCUCCAGCCAAGCCUCGUUUGACUUGACCUUGGUCAUUGUACCAGCUGGUGUUUGCCUCGCUGGCAUCAUAAUAAUCACUCUGGUGCUCCAUGUACUGUUAACUGUGUAUCAGAGGAGGAAACAAACAAGAAAUGGAGGCUGUAUCUCCGAAAAGCAAAAAGAUCCUGCUUUUGACUGUGUGGCUCCUGUAUUACAAACUCCACCUGCUCUCCACGGAGGGGUCCUCAUACCGGAUUCUCCUCAGUGUGGGAACACUGAGAGGGUCACCUUAAUCUCCGACUGACAAAAUGACGGUGAUCCUGUCAAAAGCAUUAUUUGUAAUGUGCAUUAUAAAACUGUCAAGUUGUUACACAUACCUAGUGAGUUCUCUGUUGAAUGCAGGGUACAAUGUUGGGAUGGAUAUUUCAAAUGUUAUGUAUGUUACUGUAUAUUGUUGGUUAGUAUGCUUGUUAUUGGCUGCUGUUUAUGUAUUCUGUUUGGGUAAAAGUUACCAUAUUU